This is a messenger RNA of Zasmidium cellare ATCC 36951, 876 nucleotides long. RefSeq lists its product as uncharacterized. NCBI's taxonomy places the organism in Eukaryota, Fungi, Ascomycota, Dothideomycetes, Mycosphaerellales, Mycosphaerellaceae. Bases 1 to 876 code for a protein of 291 amino acids. The transcript has a single exon. The record is from RefSeq and is a predicted model, not a curated record.
AUGCAGUACACUUCUGUUGCACUGUCAGCGCUGGCCCUUCUUGGUGUCUCCCACGCAGCACCAGCUGUGAAGAGGCAGGCGACUCUUCCUGCACCACCAGCUACCCAGCAGGCGAUCGUCAACCUUGAGAACACGAUUGUCUACCUCACCAAUGACAUCGUGCAGACAAAUCAGGGAAAUGCCGAGAACGACUUCAACACCGCUCAGUCACAAUUCACUGGGAUCGAGACAUCUGUCACGACUGGCAGCUGUCCUCCCCUGAUCUACCAAGGCGAGAUCACCACAGCCGAGGGAGCCAUCACUGCACUCAACACUACCCAGAACAACCUUGCCCAGCUUUCUCUGGACCUCCAGAACACUGCGUCUUCUCAAGAUACCAUCAACAAUGACUACUGCACUGCUUACGGAACAUUCUUCUCCACGAAGAACUACAUCUUCACCAUCCUUGGCACAUCCCAGAACGGCGCCUCGAACAAGGCCGUCGCCGCUUCGGUGAACGCAGAGGGCUACGAUGCCAACAAGCUCGGACAGACCUGGACUGCCACCGAGGUCGCUCUCGAGGCUCUCAUCUCCGCCCUGAACAAUAUCGCAGCUGGCCAGCCAGCAAGCAGUGAGGCCAAGACCGCUUUCACCAACGCUCAAAGCACCAUUGCCACCUUCAGCAAGGCUGCCGAUGCCUCUACCCCACACAGCUGCCCAGCGUCCAGCAUCGCUGGCGCUACCGACCCCCAGAGUGCAAUCAACGAUGUCUACGUCGUUGAGCGUACUGCACAGAGCGCUUACUCCGACACCACCGCCAACAACGGACAGACCAUCCCUGACUUCUGCACCAUUUCCAGCUACAUGUCGGCUGUGAACGCUUACGUCAAGGCUUGA